UCCCACCUCUUUGCACCAUCAAUCACCAUUGCUGAUCGAUCACCUCUGAAAUCGAUACAUCUUGCAAGCUGUUAGCAAAAGCCUACAAGCUAGUCAAGUCAAGUGAAAUAGCUAGCAUGACUGGCGUGUGGGUAUUCGAGGACGGGAUCGUGAGGCGGGCGGACAACGAGGCGCCCGGCCGCGGCGGCGGGAGCGGGGCGCGGCCGGGCAAAGUGCUGGUGCAUGUGCCGAGCGGCGAGGUGGUGACCACGUACGACGUCCUGGAGCGGCGGCUGCGGGAGCUAGGGUGGGAGCGCUACCUCAACGACUCGUGCCUGCUCCAGUUCCACCAGCGCUCCACCGUGCACCUCAUCUCCGUCCCGCGAGACUUCGCCCGCCUCAAGCUCGUCCACAUGUACGACGUCGUCGUCAAGACGCGCAACGUCUUCGAGGUUCGCGACGCGUGAGCUUCCAAGCUUGCCUGUCUGCCCUGGGUAAGAUAUACUGUAGAUACCACGAGGUAGUCUUCGUCUACCUGGCAGGACGGCUGGCCGUCAUAUAUAUUACCACCGUACGUAUGUAGUAUUGUAUAUGUGUGCGAUCGAAAUACCACGGUACUACGUGCGCGUGCGUGUGGCUUUUGCUGGUCUGCAUGUGUGUAGCUCAAUACGCCCGGGGUCGUCUGGUGCUAUCUCCAGCCGAAUUGUUUGUACAUAUAUAUUACUAUAUUAUAGUGUAUGGUUUGUGAAGCUUGAGUGAUAGAUUCAGUGAACCGAAUCAAUCACUCAUGCUCUAUAAAAUGCAAUAUAAAUAAGAGAUUUCCAUUAAUUAGUUA
Molecule: messenger RNA, 814 nt
Organism: Aegilops tauschii subsp. strangulata
Lineage: Eukaryota; Viridiplantae; Streptophyta; Magnoliopsida; Poales; Poaceae
Product: flowering-promoting factor 1-like protein 4
Biological process (GO): regulation of flower development
Source: RefSeq, a predicted model, not a curated record